Molecule: messenger RNA, 462 nt
Organism: Spea bombifrons (plains spadefoot toad)
Lineage: Eukaryota; Metazoa; Chordata; Amphibia; Anura; Pelobatidae
Gene: NANOS2
Product: nanos C2HC-type zinc finger 2
Exons: 1
Coding region: 1-462 (153 amino acids)
Biological process (GO): negative regulation of translation; oogenesis
Cellular component (GO): perinuclear region of cytoplasm
Molecular function (GO): zinc ion binding; mRNA binding
Source: RefSeq, a predicted model, not a curated record
AUGGAGUUUGACCUCUGGAGAGACUACCUCCAACUUGCCCUGGUGGUCCAGGAGAUAGCAAAGGAGGGAAGCAUGAACCAUUCUAAAGUAGCUUCUUCCAGAAAUCCCCCGAUCCCGAUGGCGGCCAGCAAAACCCCAACGCACGACGCUAGCAACGGACACGCCACCGGUGCCGAUGUCCAACCCAACGCAGAGUUAGGGUUUGCCAAGGUCAAAGCGUCAGACGGGAUGUGUAACUUCUGCAAGCACAACGGAGAGUCGCGCUUUGUUUACACGUCUCAUACUUUGAAAAGCCCGGACGGCGUAGUUACGUGCCCCAUCCUACGGAAGUACGUCUGUCCUCUGUGCGGGGCCACCGGAGAUUUUUCCCAUACCCUUAAGUACUGUCCUCUCAACCAGGAGAAAGAAUGCCUCUACCGGAAGAGCGGACGCAACUCGGCCGGCCGCAAAGUGAAGCGUUAA